AUGAUUGCAAAGUUAUCGCUGGCUCUCGUUACUGGCGCAGUUCUGGUUUCGGCCACUACCUCAGCUAAGAGAGACUUAGACGCCGUCGCGGAGGAGUAUGACUACAUCAUCGUUGGCGGAGGGACAAGUGGGCUCGUCGUGGCCAACAGACUGAGCGAAAACCCCGAUACCACUGUUCUUGUCAUUGAGUAUGGCGACUUUCCGAAUAGCAUCAAUGUGACGGUACCCUUUUUCACCACUUACGACCAGUCGGUCCGUCUUUAUAAUGUCACUUCCGUACCGCAAGCUCAUUUGGGCAACCGGACCUCGCGACUACGUAUCGGCGCUACAGUCGGCGGAUCAUCAAGUGUCAACGGCAUGGCGUGGGAUCGGGGUUCAAUCGCCGAUUACGACUCCUGGGAGGCACUCGGCAAUCCCGGCUGGGGCUGGGAUACAAUGCUGAAGUACUUUUGCAAGUCCUCCACCUUUGCGCCACCUUCUAAAGAGUAUGUUGACAAGUACGGUUACCAAUGGAGUCAGGAUGCGUAUGGGAAUGGCCCAGUGAAGGUCGGCUUCCCAUCUUGGCAGUGGCCAGAGGCAGACCUUCAAGCUCGGGCUUGGGCCGAAGAUAUCAAGUUUCCGAAGUUGAAGGACGGGGCUGACGGCGACAACGUGGGUAUUGCGUGGCUACCUCAGAAUUCUGGUGGCAAGGAUGCAACACGUUCAACAGCCGAAACAGCAUAUUUCAACCCAGCCAGCGACCGUAAGAAUCUCCACUUGCUUGUGCGACAUUACGGUGCUGCGAUCAGUUUUGAGGGACGCUCAACUGCUGGUAUCGAUGUUGCGAGCCGUGACGGAUCUAGGACACGAUUUGUGAGAUCAAAAAACGUGGUUCUAGCCGCCGGCGCUGUUAACACGCCGCGCAUUCUCCAAUUGUCUGGUAUUGGCCCUUCAAAGCUUCUAAAGGGCCUUGGCAUAAAAGUCGUCGUUGAUUCUCCGGGAGUUGGUGCUAAUUUUCAGGAUCACCCUGCCAUUUUCAUGGUGUAUGACUUUACCAAUGACACUUCAAUGAACCCUACGUUGAUGAAAAACGAAACCUUCUACAACCAGUCAUGGGCUGAGUACCAAGCCAACAGGACCGGACCACACACACAUUCGUGGGGAAACAAGGUUGUUUUCACGUCUUUGCAAGAUCUUGACCCAAGAAACUACCAAAAGAUUGCCGAAGCGCUCAGUGCACAAGAGCCAUUGCAAUACCUCCCUCAAAUCUACGCUGAAAACCAAGAAUUGAUCAACGGGUUCAAGAAACAACGGGAUGUCUUGAAACAGCAGUUUCUGAAUCCCAAGGCCGGUGUGGUGGAGAUAACUUUUGGCGGCGCCGAGAGUAUCCCAGUAGCCCUUCAAAAGCCGCUUUCCAGAGGCACCAUCGUCAUCAACACUACAAAUCCGGAUCCCUCAAUUGCACCUCUGGUCGACUUUAACACCAUCUCUAAUCCGAUCGAUAGUCUCAUUCUCGUUCGUUCCGUGGCAAAAGCCCGAGAAUUCAUGUCACGUCCUAGUGUUGCCUCUCUUGCCCCUGUUGAGUUGUCGCCAGGUCCCGGUGCUACCAGUGAUGCUGAGAUUGAGACUAUCAUGCGCCAGUCAUGGUUGUCGCCGAGUUUUGAUCACCCUGUGGGAAGUGCAGCUAUGAUGCCUCGGGAAUGGGGCGGUGUCGUCGACAACAAGUUGCGAGUCUAUGGUGUGGAGGGGCUCUGGGUUGUUGAUGGGAGCAUCAUGCCUAUCUUGCCAGCAGCUCAUACGCAGGCCACAGUUUACGCUGUUGCCGAGCAUGCGGCCGACAUAAUUAAGUCGUUUGGGAGCAAAACUAUUUAG
Messenger RNA from Colletotrichum truncatum, 1851 nucleotides. NCBI's taxonomy places the organism in Eukaryota, Fungi, Ascomycota, Sordariomycetes, Glomerellales, Glomerellaceae. The record is from RefSeq and is a predicted model, not a curated record.